Molecule: messenger RNA, 1655 nt
Organism: Scleropages formosus (Asian bonytongue)
Lineage: Eukaryota; Metazoa; Chordata; Actinopteri; Osteoglossiformes; Osteoglossidae
Gene: pax8
Product: paired box 8
Exons: 12
Coding region: 221-1597 (458 amino acids)
Biological process (GO): regulation of transcription by RNA polymerase II; anatomical structure development
Molecular function (GO): RNA polymerase II cis-regulatory region sequence-specific DNA binding; DNA-binding transcription factor activity, RNA polymerase II-specific
Source: RefSeq, a predicted model, not a curated record
UGGAGAGUUUCUGAAAGAAAGUGACCAGGCAGAGAACAGAGACAGUAGCACCGGAAACCGGUGGCCACCGCAAGUCCGUCUUUCUUCUGUGUAACGCUGGAUAGUACGACCGUCUCUCCAGAGAGUUCAACCAGUUUUUCUCCACGCUGCAGCUGACUGACAGGCAGGAGGGAUCGACUAUCGUUUGUGUCCAAGAGAGCGAAGAGCAGAGCACAGGGCGAUGUCCAGCACCACGGGGCGAGGCCAUGGGGGUCUUAACCAACUAGGCGGCAUGUUUGUGAACGGACGGCCACUGCCGGAGGUGAUUCGGCAGCGCAUCGUGGACAUGGCCCACCAGGGCGUGCGCCCCUGCGACAUCUCCCGCCAACUGCGAGUCAGCCACGGCUGCGUCAGCAAGAUCCUUGGCCGGUACUAUGAAACGGGCAGCAUCAAGCCGGGGGUGAUCGGCGGAUCCAAGCCAAAGGUGGCCACGCCAAAAGUGGUGGAGAAGAUCGCGGAGUACAAGCGCCAGAACCCCACCAUGUUUGCUUGGGAGAUCAGGGACCGCCUGCUGGCCGAAGGAGUGUGUGACAGCGACACCGUGCCCAGCGUCAGUUCGAUAAACAGAAUCAUCCGGACCAAAGUGCAGCAGCCGUUCAACCUGCCCCUGGAUGGCAAAGGUCUGAGCCCUGGACAAACUCUCAUCCCCAGCUCGGCCGUGACGCCGCCGGAGUCGCCGCAGUCGGACUCCCUGGGCUCCACCUACUCCAUCAGCGGGCUGCUGGGCAUCCCGCAGGCCAGCGUCGAGGGCAAGAGGAGCCACGAUGACAGUGACCAGGAGAGCUGCCGGCACAGCGUGGACUCCCAGGGCAGCGGCAGCGCUCCCAGGAAGCACCUGCGGCCGGAGCACUUUCCCACCCAGCACCUGGACUGCGGUUUCGAGCGCCACCCCUACCCCGGCGACAGCUUCGGUGGCCCCGGGGCCGGGAAGGCGGAACAGACUCUGUACCCUCUUUCGCUCAUCAACGGCAGCCUAGAGGAGGGUAAAACGAGCCGGUCGGCCUCCAGCGCUGCCAUUGGACGCAACUUGACGGCGCACCAAGGCUACGCGGUGGUGGCAGAUGCCCUACAGCCCCUCCCGCUCUGUCUGAAACAGGAAGUGUCCCCCGAGGUGUCCAGUCCUAGCCCCUCCCCCAGCAUUGCACCCAGCUCCGCUUUCCUGGAGCUGCAGCCAAUCACGGCUCCCGCGUCCGUCAGUAGCGGCUGCGGCGGCUCCUCCCAUUUCUCUCAUGCCUUCAACACAUUCUCCCAUCAUGCACCGGUUUACGGGCAGUUCAGCAGCCAGUCCCUCGUAGCAGGCCGGGACGUCAUGAGCUCCACGCUCCCGGGGUACCCGCCCCACAUUCCCGCCGGCACGCAGACGGGCUAUUCCUCCUCCGCCAUCACCGGUAUGGUGGCAGGUGCGGAUUACUCUGGACAGACCUACGCGCCUUCACCCUACACCUCGUACAGCGAGGCUUGGAGGUUCACCAACUCCAGCAUCCUGGGUUCGCCCUAUUACUACAGCUCGGCGUCCCGCACCGCCCCCCCUUCCGCCACCGCCUACGACCACCUCUAGCCGCUGGGGGUCAUUCCACCGAAGGAGAAAGGCGAAGGAGAAGGGAAGAGGGGACACC